UAGGGAGGAAAAGUCAAGUCUAGUACUUGUAUUCUUCUCCCCCAUGAUUUCAAUCCUGCCUCCAUUUCAUUGUAUUACUUGUUGGUUUUCAAUUCACAAAAUCCACCGUUGAUUGAAUCAAGAAAAGACUAGGAGGAGGGGUAAUAAAUCUAUAUGGAGAGAAUAAUUGGGGAGAAGUACAAGCUAGGUAGGAAGAUUGGAAGCGGCUCUUUUGGCGUUAUAUAUCUGGCUACCCACAUCGAAACCUUUGAGAUUGUUGCUGUCAAAAUUGAAAAUAGGCAGACAAGACAUCCUCAGUUGCUUUAUGAGGCAAAGCUGUACACUAUACUUCAGGGAGGAAGUGGUAUUCCUAAUAUAAAAUGGCGUGGGGUUGAUGGGAAUGACAGCGUCCUCAUUAUUGACCUGCUUGGUCCCAGUCUUGAAGACCUCGUUGUACACUGUGGGAGGAAAUUCUCACUAAAAACUGUUCUAAUGUUGGCUGAUCAGAUGAUCACGAGAAUAGAGUAUUUGCAUUCAAAAGGAUUUCUACACAGAGACAUAAAACCAGAUAACUUUCUCAUGGGUCUUGGCAGGAAGGCAAAUCAGGUUUACAUUAUUGAUUUCGGACUUGCAAAAAGAUAUCGUGAUCCCGCCACAAACCGUCAUAUUCCUUACAGAGAGAACAAAAACUUGACAGGGACAGCAAGGUAUGCCAGUUGCAAUACACAUUUGGGGAUAGAGCAAAGUCGGAGGGAUGAUCUGGAAUCUCUUGGCUACGUUCUUUUAUACUUCUUGAGAGGCAGGUGUGGCCACUUUCCCUCAAUGCUAUUUCUC
Messenger RNA from Nicotiana tabacum (common tobacco), 813 nucleotides. NCBI's taxonomy places the organism in Eukaryota, Viridiplantae, Streptophyta, Magnoliopsida, Solanales, Solanaceae. The record is from RefSeq and is a predicted model, not a curated record.